AUGACACAUAAUAUCAUCGACGCCCAAAACAGAGGUGAAGAGCCUCGCCCAUCGCAGCUACCUAAGGACCUUAGCAAGCUCGCUGUUGAUUUGAAUGUAGAUUCAGUACUCAAGAACGAGGCUGAUUGGAAUCUGAAUGGCUUGAUAGCUUUCCAGAGAGCCGCCAACUUCAUCGCUGUUUCCAUGAUUUUCUUAAAAAGCAACACCUUACUCAGCCGCCAGCUUAGCAAGGACGAUAUCAAGCCACGCUUGCUUGGUCACUUUGGUACCUGCCCGGGCCUAAACCUCGUUUACGCCCACACCAACGCGCUUAUCAAGCGCCGCGAGAAAGAAGGCACCGAUCUCAAAUCCAUCUUCGUCACUGGCCCUGGUCACGGUGCACCUGCAAUUCUCGCCAGCUUAUUCUUGGAAGGCUCCAUCACUAAAUUCUAUCCUCAGUACACCAUGAACAAGGAUGGCUUCGAAGCUUUCGCACGCUGCUUCUCUUUCCCAGGCGGUACCUUCCCAUCGCACGUUUCCGCACAAGUCCCAGGCAGUAUUCACGAGGGUGGUGAGCUAGGCUAUGCUCUUGCUGUUUCUUUCGGCGCUAUCAUGGAUAAGCCGGAUAUGAUCGCAGUUUGCGUCAUCGGUGAUGGUGAAUCUGAAACAGGGCCUACGGCUGCUAGUUUGCACUCACACAAAUUCAUCGAUCCGGCAGAAUCAGGUGCAGUGUUGCCUAUUCUUCAUGUAAACGGUUACAAAAUUAGCGAACGUACCAUUCCAGGUGCGGCUGACGAUCUUGAGCUUGUCGCACUGUACAGUGGAUAUGGCUACCAGGUCCGUUUCGUUGAGUACGGACCGCUCGCUAGCUCAUUUGAGGAGCAUACGGAGAAAGACCGCAGAGUUAAUGCCGAUCUUGCUGUUUCUAUGGAAUGGGCUUAUGGUGAGAUCCGCAAAAUUCAGCACGCUGCUAGAUCUGGAAACCCAAUCGAAAAACCUCGCUUCCCAUUCAUUGUGUUGAGAACUCCAAAGGGUUACACCGGUCCACGCCAAAUCCACAACACACCUCUCGAAGGCUCUUUCCACUCCCACCAAGUUCCACUUCCUAAGUGUAAAUCAGAUGAUGAGGAAUUCUCAGUUCUUGGUAAGUGGUUGAAGUCGUACCAGCCGGAUGAAAUUUUCAACCUUGAGAAGGAGGAUGGUGAGUUUGUCGAUAAAGAAGCUCUCUCGAUUGUCCCAGCAAAAGAGUCACUCAGACUUGGCCAAGUGAAAGAAACUUACGACGCACAUCAAUCGCUCAAUGUUCCUCAAUGGAAGAAUCACACUAAGAGUCAAGGUGAAACAUACUCGCCAAUGAUUGCUACAGGCGAGUUCCUUGCCGAUGUCAUGAAGCAAAAUCCAGAAACAUUUAGAAUGUUCAGUCCUGAUGAGCUGGAGUCGAACAAGCUGCACAAAGUUUUCGACGUCACUAGCCGUGACUUCCAAUGGGACCCUGAAAGUGCACACAAGGGAGGCAGAGUAAUUGAGAUGCUCUCAGAACACACACUUCAAGGCUUCUUGCAAGGAUACACUCUCACAGGCCGCACAGGUUUAUUCCCUUCGUAUGAAGCCUUCCUAGGCAUUGCAGCCACGAUGAUGACUCAGUAUUCCAAAUUUAUCAAGUCGUGCAAAGAGGUACAGUUCAGAGGUGAUGUCAGCUCGCUUAACUACAUUGCGACGAGUACCUUAUGGAGACAAGAACACAACGGUUACUCACACCAAGCGCCUGGAUUAAUAUCCACCUUCCAGACUUUCCCUGCGCACCUUUCGAGAAUCUACUUCCCAAUAGACGUCAAUACUACGCUUUCAUGCAUCGCUCACUGCUUGAGGUCAAAAAAUUACCUCAACUUGAUUGUCGGCAGCAAGCAACCCGGACCUGUAUUGAUGUCCGCAGACCAAGCCGAAAAGCAUUGUAUUGCCGGUGCUAGUGUUUGGAAGGAGUACUCAACAGACCAAGGUGUUGAUCCAGAAGUCGUACUCGUCGGUAUCGGUACAGAGGUUACAUUCGAAGUGUUAGCUGCGAGUGUGCUUUUGAGAAACUCUGGAGUGAGAGUAAGGGUGGUGAACAUUUACGACCUUAUGAUUUUGGCUGGAAACAAGCAAGAUCAUCCACACGCAUUAGAUGAAAACUCAUUCAACAGUCUCUUUACCAAAGAAAAGCCAGUGUUGAUCAGUUACCACGGUUAUGCUUUACAAGUUUCCUCUCUUCUGUUCCAGAGAGAACACUCACUUAACAGGGGACGAUUCUCAAUUGAUUCUUACAAGGAGAACGGCACCACAACUACACCUUGGUUGAUGCUUCACUGGAACAAGGUAUCCAGAUUCCAAGUUGCGGAUAGGGCUAUUAAAGAAGUCGCGCACUACUCGCCACAGUCACACGCAUCCACUGUCGCUCACCUCUACGGCACGAAUUGGCUGCAUGAGGGUAGGAAUAUGGAGAAGUAUGCCAAUGAAACUGGAGCUGAUCAUGAGGAUUUGGGUAAGCUGCCUCAACUCGUUAAGGGUGAAUAA
Messenger RNA from Wallemia ichthyophaga EXF-994, 2529 nucleotides. Its product is annotated as putative phosphoketolase. The record is from RefSeq and is a predicted model, not a curated record. Gene Ontology annotation, molecular function: aldehyde-lyase activity. Bases 1 to 2529 code for a protein of 842 amino acids. Lineage: Eukaryota; Fungi; Basidiomycota; Wallemiomycetes; Wallemiales; Wallemiaceae. The transcript has 3 exons. Gene Ontology annotation, biological process: carbohydrate metabolic process.